AUGAGUUUUUCGUUCAAGAAGGCGCUGAAGCUGACCGGGAUGGAGCAGGGCGACGACAGUACGGCGGCAGAGGAGCGGCCGCGAUACGGAACGUAUAUUGCCAUCAAUGAGUACUCCAAGCGGAUGGAGGACGAGUUGGAUAUGAAACCAGGGGACAAGAUAGAGGUGAUUACGGACGACCAAGAGUACAACGACGGGUGGUACUUUGGGCGCAAUUUGCGGACAGGGGAGGAGGGUCUGUAUCCGAAGCUGUUUACGCAGGAGUUGUCAGUGGAGCGCACCCCAUCGCUGAUGCGCGCAAAGUCCACGCGGCGCGCGCACAGCCCGAUGUCGAGCGCGCCCGCGAGCCGGAACGACUCCAAUAGCGAGCUUCCGGGACACAUGGUGGAGACGGCGGCUACGAUAAGGUUUCCGCCGAAGCUGCCAGGCGAGGGCCGUGCUAUAUCUGUCAAGAGCACGAUGAGCGACAUUGAUAAGGCGUUGGAAGAGCUGCGCGGCGAAUCUAUGGGGGCGCUUCACUUUGCAGAUGAUGUCUCCGAAGUAUCUAAGCCCCCGACAAGUGGCAAUACGACUUUGAACUAUGCAAAUUCAUCCUUCCCGACCUCCAACGACACGUCGACUUCUAAUAAUGGGCAUCCCGAUGAGCAGGAAUUGAACCCAGCCGAUGCCGAGCUAUGGACUCCUGAACAGGUAACCGCUUAUCUUCUAUCUACAGGUUUUGACGAAGAGUCAUCGAAUAAAUUCCAGGAGCAUAAAAUAUCCGGCGCAAUCCUCCUGGAGCUGGAGCUUGCGCAUUUGAAAGAACUAGAAAUAAAUUCAUUCGGCACACGCUUUGAAAUAUUUAAAGAAAUUGAGGCUAUCAAGGAAACAGUGGCAAAGGCAUCUACUUCGCAAACGAAAGCAAAUGGCGAAGGGCAAAAGACGGGCGGCCAACUCAUGCCAGCGGCUCCAGUUAGCCAGGAUCAUGCCUUAGCAGGCCAAAAUUUAAGACAGAAUAUAAAGGAUGCAGCCUCCUUAGGGAAAGCAGUCCCUCAACAGGUGCUCUACCAGGCGCCGAGUUCUCCGGAAUUGGCUAUUUAUUCUGGGACGCCAACAGAUGACACAUUCAUGUCUCCCCGGAAGGCACCUGAGCCACCAUCUUAUCCCUCGCCGGUGCAGCCUCCCAAAUCUCCGUCAGUUACACUGUUAAGGCAUAUAUCCAACUCUUCUUCGCUUUUGCAGAAUCAAGCCAGGAAUCAGCACAUUACCAUUUACGAACACGGCCCACAAACCCUAAACUCACCAGCUUCUUACACUUCCUCGAGAAAGCAAUCUAUCCCACAGGUAUUUAUGCAGCCUGCUGUGGACGAACAGCCUGAUGGCCCAGACCUUGGAAAUCCUUACAGUAAUCCUGGCAUAUCUCCGAUGCAGCGUACUUUUGAAAGGGCCAUUCCGGAAGAGAGUAUAAGAGCGAGACAUAAGAAGACAAAAUCGGGUGGCUCGUUUGUGGAGUUGUUCAAUCGAAUUUCCAUGCUUUCCUCUCCAAACGAUUACGAAGGGCUAGGUGCACAAGACAGUCUGGCCGUUCCAGCUCCCACUGGAAGGCCGUCUUCGAGUAUCUAUGGACAUUCAAGGAAUGUAUCUGCGAGUACCAAUAAACGAGCCAGCAUUGCUGGUGAGUUUGAACACAAGCAUAGGAGGAACUCCUCAAUUUUGUCAUUCCUAAAUCGAGAAAAGGAUGUCGUGGCUCCGCAAGCGAAACCUGAACUUGUAAAGCAUGGGUCCCUAUCGAGUCUAAGGAUAGAUACUACCAGGAAUGCCCAUAUAGAUGAUGCAAAUCCCGUUAUUGCCACUCAACAGACACCUGCCAGUCGUCUAUCAGAGUUCUAUUCGCCUGGUAGAGUUUCACAGGACGUCGCACAAACCGCAGAUGGAUCUUCCGACAUAGACUUCCGUGCAUCAAGCGAAAGAAGAUCUACUGGGCUUAAGGAACCGCGGUCCCCUAUUGGCGCAUUUUUUGAUGCGAGGGAUGACCUUUCUAGCAAUAAUUCUGCCACUGCGAUAGAUAAAAACGCCAAGAAUUCUUCCAAAAGAACGCUGGGUGAUGCCGUCAAGGGUAAAAGACGUGGUAAUAAUGUCAAACCUAUAUCUAAGAAACAGACAUCUGCAUUCAUGGAAGGUAUACGGAACGUUACAGUAAAUGACGCUGUGCAGGAUGCUGCGUGCUCGGGUUGGAUGAGUAAGAAGGGAGCAGGUACCAUGGGCGUAUGGAAGAACAGGUUUUUUGUUUUACAUGGUACUCGGUUAUCGUAUUUUGCUAAUACCACAGAUAAUAGAGAGCGUGGGCUGAUAGACAUUACUUCCCAUAGAGUUCUCCCAGCAAAAGAGGAUGAUAAAUUUGUUGCCUUGUACGCGGCCAGUAUUGGGCGGGGCAGGUAUUGCUUCAAGUUAGUGCCUCCUGCUCCUGGCUCAAAGAAAGGGUUGACAUUUACGCAACCAAGGGUCCAUUAUUUUGCUGUAGAAACAAGAGAAGAGAUGAGAACAUGGAUGGCAGCAUUAAUGAAAGCUACAAUAGACAUUGAUACUUCUGUUCCUGUUAUCAGUUCAUGCGCAACACCUACAGUUUCCCUUUCCCGUGCACAGGAGAUGUUUGCUCAAGCAAUGGAAGAGACCUCAAAAAGGGAUGAAAUGCUCAACCAGGCCGAUUCUGCGGAGGUUUAUUGGGAUCAACAUCACCGUAAUGGCGGUGAGGAAACCUUAAAUGUUUCGAAGUCUAUGACUUCCAUACCCCUUCAAGCACAGAAUUCUUUAAUAAAGUCGGCUGUUCAUAGUCAAGCCACUGCUAUUCCAGACUCACCCGCCUCAAAUGCCACCAAAAGUUCAAACUAUGGAUUUAGUUUUGAGAACCCGAAUGCGAAUGGCAAUGCUAACGAGUACUAUGGCCUAGAUCCGAAAUAUAUGGGUGAGAAGAUUUGA
Molecule: messenger RNA, 2955 nt
Organism: Eremothecium gossypii ATCC 10895
Lineage: Eukaryota; Fungi; Ascomycota; Saccharomycetes; Saccharomycetales; Saccharomycetaceae
Product: AGL293Cp
Exons: 1
Coding region: 1-2955 (984 amino acids)
Biological process (GO): retrograde transport, endosome to Golgi; endosome organization; receptor recycling
Cellular component (GO): recycling endosome; early endosome; trans-Golgi network
Molecular function (GO): protein binding
Source: RefSeq, marked provisional